Messenger RNA from Cuscuta europaea, 1133 nucleotides. The record is from the annotation of a GenBank genome assembly. NCBI's taxonomy places the organism in Eukaryota, Viridiplantae, Streptophyta, Magnoliopsida, Solanales, Convolvulaceae.
CUUACCUUGUAGACCAAAGAAAAACAAGGUUAGAGCCUCAAACGAGGGCAAAGGUGUGGGAAGUGGUGCAAAAGGUGCUGAUAGUACAUCUCAUAGAGCAUCAAGAAAAGGCCAAGUCCAAACCUGUGGGAUAUGUCAUGUAGAGGGACAUAAGAGAACCUAAUGUCCAAAUAAAGAUCAAGCUGUAAGUAAUAAAUACUAUUUAUGACUUUUAGGACUUUUUUUUGUAAUUUGUAAGACUACUUUUAUAUUUAGAAGGUUGUUAUUGUAAUUUAUGUGUGCUUGUUACUUCUAAAGAGUGUAUAUGUGUAAUUUAUAAGUUAGUUACUUAUGAAGAUUUAUUAUGGUAUAUAUGUGUAUGUAUAAUAUCAUGUAAUGUGUGUUUAGGCAUCUACUGAAACAAGAGAAGGUACUACACCUGGUAAUGGGAAGAGGACUGCUUCAAUUGCUUUUUCUCCAGAUCCUAGCACUACACAAAUGUCACAAGGACCACUUCCAAAGCCAAAUACUGUAAGGACUCAUGUUAAGUCAAAAUUGCCAUGUAGAAGAAUUGGCAAGAGAAAAGGUAAACAACAUGUCAAAGGGUUUGGCUGCUAUGUUGAUGUCAACACUGCAAAAAAAAUACUCCUGGGAUGGACAUUGAACAAGUGGUUUCUCAUCUGCAAAAUGAAGUGGCACAUGAUCCUGGUGUUAAUGUCAGGUUUGCUAUUCCAAAUGAGAAGGAAAUCAGAUGUGCUGCCAGAGUUCAAAAGGAGAUAGAUGUCCCAGCAUAUAGGACAAUAUCUUUCAAGGGUGAUGGAGCUCAAGGAAAAAAACCAACUAACCUGCCCUUUGAAGCACCCGGUUUGCAAUGGAAGGGGAAGAAAGCCAUCAGCUCCACACAUUUGUUAAACAAGAUGCAAAGGAGGAGGCCUUCUUCAAUCCAGGUUGAUCUCCUCGAACCCACAGUUUAAGAGUUGGCUUGGAUGUUGUAUUCAACCCAUUUUUUGGAUGUUAUUAAAGUUGUCAGUUUUUUGGUUUAGUAGGCGACAACAUUAGCUCUUACUGUGAAGUUUUUGUUCUUGUGCCUACAUGGCCAAGUUCAAUGGUUUUUUGGAUUUUGUAAACUCAUUACUAAAUGGUAAUAUGGCCUC